Rhodamnia argentea is the source of this 1533-nucleotide messenger RNA. Its product is annotated as zinc finger protein CO3-like. The transcript is spliced from 3 exons. Gene Ontology annotation, cellular component: nucleus. Gene Ontology annotation, biological process: regulation of flower development. The record is from RefSeq and is a predicted model, not a curated record. Bases 174 to 1316 code for a protein of 380 amino acids. Gene Ontology annotation, molecular function: protein binding. Lineage: Eukaryota; Viridiplantae; Streptophyta; Magnoliopsida; Myrtales; Myrtaceae.
ACACACCUGCCGACGAACACACGUCCUCGAAAAAAAUCGAAUAAAUUUCCAUAGUAAGAACUCGACUUUCUUCCCAUUUCCUAAAACCCAAUUUCUCCCUCCGAGCUCUCAUCGCCGACAACCCCCGACGAGACCCAGGAGAAAGCUCUGAGCUUUCAAUCCAAAAAAAAAAAAUGUCCUCUGAUUAUCUCCAUGGCUAUGACGCAGACCUGCAGUUCGUCCCUGACCCUCUCUCUCCUUUCAACGAUUGCUACAUUGACAUCCUCCAUGAAUUCUGCAGCAGCGCCUCCGAGAACCAAAACCCAGUUCCCCAAUCCCCUCAUCUCCACAGCCCUGCCGCUGCCGUCUUCCCUGCUUCGCCCCCAAGCCAAGAGCUUGAACAUCUUAGCCUUCGCCGGGGGGCCCAGCUGCAGCCACCCUCGAAAAAUGCUCCGGAUUGCUUGAAAGGGUUCGCGGGAUCGGCUCAAGAGCUCAAACCUGAUCGAGGAUGUCAGCGUCGCGCUGGUUACGAUAGCGAGGCCGUUCCCGACGGUAACGGCGGGCGGGAGGAUAAUGCGGGCAAGAAUAUGCAGAGGAGCUACAGCACCAACUUCUUUAAUGGAACUAGGCCUCACCUUCUUGAACCUCCACCGCGCUUUGAUCUUCCCGACAUAAGUUCGCCGGAGAGGCGUUUCUUCAGUGGACAGAUGAUGAGGAGGGUCUGUAGCACAGGAGAUUUGCAGAGAAUGAAGGUAGCAACGGCCAAUUCAACGAGCCCGUUCAUGGAAGAAGCGAGCUCCUGCAGAGUGGGGCGAUACACUGCAGAGGAGAGGAGAGACAGGAUUCAGAAGUACAGGGCAAAGCGAACACAGAGGAACUUCAACAAAACAAUCAAGUAUGCAUGUCGCAAAACUCUAGCGGACAGUCGACCGCGGAUACGUGGCAGGUUCGCGCGCAACGACGAAGCUGGCGAGGCUCCCAAGGUUUCAGGCUUCGCCAGAGACGAACACGACGACCACGAGGAGCAGCUCUUGGUAAAAUCUUUUUUGACUUUUCUUUCCUCUGUCUCUCUCUGUUUCCUCGCUUCAGCUUUCAAUCCACUCACCACCAUUCUCUUUGACCCCUCUGCAUUGACGGUUCAUUUUUAUUUUUCACUCUUCUACCUUUUCUCGAAUCUGCAAGUUCGCAUUUCACCGCGGGGGAGAAGAAUUCGGAGCAGCGGCGAGAGGAGGAACGUUCAUGACCAGUUACGGCCAAACCCAGUUCCAGCACUACGGCUCUUGAUGACAGAUGAAGAAGCUCUUCGUCGCAGAUGGAGAUUUCAACGUACAUACUAGCCCCAAAUUUUUUUCUUUUUCCAUGAAAUGGGACCAUCGAAGAGAAAUCCAAAAGGGAUUUUUCUGGGCAAAAAACAGGGCAAAGAAGGGUGAAAUUGUAGGCAAUAGGAAGUUUAGGAAUUAGGGUUCUUGUUUCCUGUGCUGUUGUUGCUUGUACAUGGUGUAAUUUAAUAAUCCCUAGUGUUGUGAUGAAUAACCAGUGUCCUAUUUCCAUCUU